GGUCCUGGUCUUUUAUAGUGAGUGAGGGCUGUCUUCUUUUCACCUAGUUCCAUUUGCGUAUAUUUAUCACAGCAAAGAGCUAGUAAGUUGCAUGCGACCAUUUUGUCUUUCACACUAAGUGUGACUCCGUGAAUAUAUUUGACGUUGUUGAUCAUUUACUUGGCGUAAUUGUCGAAACGUUUGUCCCUCCUCUCAUGCCGUAGAAGCCUCGUAUAAUCCCAAUGUGGUAGCUUGCAGCCAAGCCCGCCGCCGAGCUCAGCGGCUAACACACAGAGCCUCCAAAGAAAAGAAAGGAAAUAUCAUCCCUUUUAUUAAUAGCUGUCUCCAGUGACGUCAUUGACAAGAUGUCGGAGGCGCAGAACGCGUUUCGGAAGCGCGGCAAGAAGCACUUCUUCGGCGCCCAGCAUCACGCCAAACGCUGGAGGGGCUCCAGGGAGCUCGAGGUGGGCAUGCAGGGCAUCCUUAUCACAUGCAGCAUGAACCAGAGGAAAUGCGCGGCGGAGGCCUUCAACCUGCUCAGCGAGUACGCGGACAUGCUGUACGGACCCGAGAAGUUUGAAGAGGAAGCCGGAGAAUGCAGCGAAGGAGAAAACGCCAAAGAAGAAGUUGACGUGGAGGACGCUCUGAAGAAAGAGGUGGCGCAGCUGCGAGCGGGCGGCGGGAGACAAGAGCGACGUUUCCAGGCCCUGGACAGCGGAGCCAACAACGUCAUCUUCAUCAGAACUCGCAAUCUGGAGUCCGACAAGCUGGUUCAUCACAUCUUGUCCGAUCUGCACGCCACCAAGAAGAAAAAGACGCGCGUCAUUCUCCGCAUGCUGCCGGUCACGGGCACGUGCAAGGCCUUCCCGGAGGACAUGAUGCGGUAUAUGUCCACCUUCCUGGAGCCUUGGUUCAAGAAGCCCAACCACGCCACCUACCAGAUCGCCUUCAAGGCGCGGAACAACAGCCACAACAAGAGAGAGGACGUCAUCAAGGCCAUAGCCGGUCUGGUAGGCAAGCUGAACCCCAAGAACAAGGUCAACCUGACCCAGCCGGACCUCACCAUCAUCUUGGAGGUGAUCAAGAGCGUAUGCUGUGUCAGCGUGGUCCGCGAGUACACGCGCUACCGCAAGUACAACCUGCAGGAAGUGGUCAAAGACGAAGAGCCCAAGAAGGAGGACGCGCCCAAGGACGGCCAAGGCGACGACGCUGCUACCGAAGCGGCGCUUGCGGGCGGCUGCCAGGCGCCCGAGAAGGAGGAAGACGGCGCCGCUACCGAAGCGGCGCUUGCGGGAGGCAGCCAGGCGCCCGAGAAGGAGGAAGACGACGCCGCUACCGAAGCAGCGCUUGCGGGAGGCAGCCAGGCGCCCGAGAAGGAGGAAGACGCCGCCGCUACCCAAUUGGCGGCGGUUGUGGGAGGCAGCGCGGAGGAGAUGCAGCUGGCGGAGGAACAAUCUGCAAUAGACAACCAGCAGAAUAAGGCAGAAGGUGAUGGAGAGUAACUGUUCUUCUUCUUAUUUUUGGAAGGGUCAAGCAAGCUUAGUAAGUCUUUUUAACCCUUGAAAAGUGUUUUUUUUGUACUCGUGCGAUUUGAUCAUGGAUCGACAUGUGUCACAUUCUGUUUUUCUGUAAAGAAAAGUCCAGAAUUAAACAUGGCUUGGACAUUUUGA
Messenger RNA from Syngnathus typhle (broad-nosed pipefish), 1649 nucleotides. RefSeq names its product THUMP domain containing 1 (gene thumpd1). The coding region runs from base 345 to 1481 and encodes 378 amino acids. Lineage: Eukaryota; Metazoa; Chordata; Actinopteri; Syngnathiformes; Syngnathidae. Gene Ontology annotation, molecular function: RNA binding. The record is from RefSeq and is a predicted model, not a curated record. Gene Ontology annotation, biological process: tRNA modification. The transcript is spliced from 6 exons.